AGUCAGCGCAAGUAUGACGAGUGCAAGAAGCAGGAGCUUGCCAAGUGGCGUGAGUCAACUCACUUCGUCUCGUUCACUAAGUACUUAGAAGAUGAAUGGGUGAAAGGCCGGUUCUGGCGAUGGCAAGUGCACCACACGCCCCAAGGAUACUCGACUACAAACAAUCCCUGCGAAUCCUUCAAUGCGAUGCUGAAA
Molecule: messenger RNA, 195 nt
Organism: Phytophthora sojae
Lineage: Eukaryota; Oomycota; Peronosporomycetes; Peronosporales; Peronosporaceae
Exons: 1
Source: RefSeq, a predicted model, not a curated record